GAAAUAUUUAGGCGCAACCAGAAUAUCGACGACAGAGCUUUUGGAGUCGAUAUUUGUCUUUGCAAAUGUUGGAAUCUAUAUGAUAAAGAGAAUCUGCCCAUCUGAAAGAUAUGAGUGUAAUUCUUUGCACAGCUGGUUACGACCACACAAUACGCUUCUGGGAAGCCCUCUCUGGCAUCUGCUCUCGAACGAUCCAACAUUCUGACUCCCAAGUUAACCGUCUCUGUAUCUCCCCUGACAAACGCUUCCUUGCCGCUGCUGGUCAUCACACUGUCAAACUCUACGACAUCAAAUCCACAAACCCAAACCCCCUCCUCGCAUUCGAAGGCCAUACAGGCAAUGUCACAGGUGUCGCAUUUCACUGCGAAGGAAAAUGGAUGGUCACAAGCUCUGAAGAUGGCACAGUCAAAAUCUGGGAGACUAGGAGCGGUUCUGUCCAACGGAGCUAUUCCCAUGGCUCCCCUGUCAACGACGUAGUCAUCCACCCAAACCAAGGCGAGAUCAUUGCCUGUGACCGUGGAGGCAGCGUGCGCAUAUGGGAUCUUGCAGAGAACAACUGCUCUCAUCAGCUAAUCCCUGAGGAAGAUGUUCCUGUUGCAAGCGUUACGGUGGCAAGUGAUGGCUCGACUCUCUGCGCUGGCACAAACUCAGGAAAUGUCUACGUCUGGCACCUCCUCCAAUACCGCGAAAAGACAACCCUAAUCCCAAUAACCCACUUCUCCGCCCACAAAAACUACAUAACCCGCGUCCUCCUCUCCCCCGACGUCAAGCACCUAGCAACCUGUUCCGCCGACCACACGGCCAAGAUCUGGGAAGUCAAGGACCUCGAAUCCAUGAUCCCCGGUCCCGGCCAAGUUCAACCAGACAACAAGACACCAAAGCCGUUCAAGCUGGAAAGCACGCUCGCAAGCCAUCAACGAUGGGUCUGGGACUGUGCGUUUAGCGCAGAUUCCGCGUACCUAGUAACGGCUUGCUCGGACCACUAUGCGAGAUUGUGGGAGCUGCACAGUGAGUCGAUUAUUCGGCAAUACAACGGGCAUCAUCGGGGACUAGUCUGCGUUGCGCUCAAUGAUUAUUCUGAGGCUCGCUGAACUGCUUUAGCUUGGCGUUCAGGCAUGGUGUUCUGGCAAUGGCAUGGCGGGAGGAUGGCGUUUCUUUGCGAUGAAUUUCUUAAGGAUACUGAUAGCAUAGCGAGACGACCGGAUGAUUCAUUCCCGGCUUCAUGAAUGAAGAAUAUCACGGUGCA
Molecule: messenger RNA, 1246 nt
Organism: Hyaloscypha bicolor E
Lineage: Eukaryota; Fungi; Ascomycota; Leotiomycetes; Helotiales; Hyaloscyphaceae
Product: WD40 repeat-like protein
Exons: 4
Coding region: 111-1091 (326 amino acids)
Biological process (GO): regulation of actin cytoskeleton organization; TOR signaling
Cellular component (GO): TORC2 complex; TORC1 complex
Molecular function (GO): protein binding
Source: RefSeq, a predicted model, not a curated record